AUGGCGAUAACCGUAUACGACGCCUUCACGGAGAGAAAAAAAACCGCCAAAAUCAUCAAUAUCAACGAUUCCGCCUCCUCCUCUUCCUCCUCCUCAUUAGUCAACCUCUCGUCGACUACUUUCCGCGACAACAUCAGAUCGCUUCUCCGCGACUACGCCGUGACGGAAGAUUACACCGUCGACGGCAACACCGUCUCCUGUAUCUUCCUUUUCAGCGAAGUAACCGGCGUCGUGUUCCCUCUUUUCGCCGUGGAAGAACGAAUCUCCGACGGCGAUUCAUCUCCCAAUCCUCCUCUAUGCGAUGUUUGUAGAUGCGUCGGUUGGGGUCAUCAUUAUGUAACGAAGAGAAAGUAUCAUCUGAUAAUCCCGAGGAAUGAUAAAUGGAACGAGUCACUGACGAGAGAGAGCUUGAAGGCGAGGAAUCAUUUGAUGCAUGGUGUGAUUCACUGCAAUGGCUUUGGUCACUUGCUAUGCAUCAAAUCUGGUUUCUUUUCUGGUGAUAGAAUCAUGAACCUUUGGGACAGUCUUUGCUCUACUCUUCACACUAGGAAGAUUUCAGUGGAUGAUAUGUCGAAGAAAGGAUCAAUGGAUCUGAGGCUGCUCCAUGGUGUUGCAUAUGGUCGACCAUGGUUUGGAAAAUGGGAUUACAUGUUCUCUCAUGGAAGCUUUGGGAUCAGAAAAGAACAAUACAGUCGAGCUAUUUGCAUUCUUAGCUCUAUGGAAGUUGACAAGAUAAAAGAAGAUUUCUCCGGAACAAGAAAAGAGAGAGUGUUGAAGAUGAUCAUCAACUUCUACGUAGAAUCAAGUCAGACCCCAAUAGUCACUCUCUCUGAGUUGCUUCAGUUCAUGCUUGCCUUCACUUCCAAAGCUCCCGUUGAGCGAACAACCGCAAUGGCACUAGUAGCAAUGUCUUCACAUCACAUUUCAAAUCCAAUCCCUGGAGACGAGGGAGACACUUCGGAUAGCUCUUUAACCUCAACCCCUGAUGAUCAGGAGGAAUCAGAUGAUAAUGAGAAUGAGAAUGAUUCUGGCGCAGACACUGACCUAGUAGAUCAAAAUACUACAAUGGUGGGCAUGAAUCCCCCUAAGUAUAACUCAUUUGAAGAAAUGGCCAGGGCAGAACAAGCUAGAUGGUCUGCAAAGAGGUUGAACAACGCAGCUCAAGCGGUUCUCAAAGUUUUCAAUGAGAGAAACAACAGCGUCAUUAGUCGCCAAGAGCUACGUGAAGCUGUUAGAGGUAGCAUUGGUGACACAGGGUUGAUUGACUUCUUGCUCAAACACAUUGACAAGGUUCUAAUAGGUGACCAAUUAGUCCAGAGGUUCGCAAACCCGGAAUCACGGAUGCUACAAUUCUCCCUCAGGAAAAUCACUCCCCAUGCUUUAGAUCGAGAAGCCAAAAAGAGAAGGAAGACUCAUGAAACCGAUGAAUGGAGAUCAACCACUCCUGGACUGGAUCCUUAUGAAGACAUUCUUUAUCUGUAUAAGAAUCUCUUGCUAGCUUAUCCUUAUGCAGACGUAUACAGUGAUGCCUCUGAGGUUAUCUUGAACUGCAAGAGCUUUGUGAAAGAAUGGCCCUUACAAUCUCACCAGGGACAUAACUCUUUAACAGUAAGCUGCCAAGUCUUGCCUAAUCACGAAGAGGUUCUCAGAGACUUCACCAGGAAACUACCCCCUGGAGAACUCGUGAUGGUUCCUAAAAACGCAACCAUCAGAGAACUGAAAUCUGCAGCAGAGGAAGCUAUGAGGGACACUUACUUCGUCAUGGAGAAUUUUGAAGUGUUGGAGAUCAAAAACAAAGAUCUCGAGAAGAUUAAUGAGAGCAUCGGUCUAAUCUCAGAUGGUAAUAAGAUUAUGACAGAGUUCUUGGUGACAGGGUUUGGUCUGGAUACAGGGACAGAGCUAAGGUACGAAGGAGGGUUUGAUGACUGGACCGUUGAGUGCAAAUGCGGUGCUAGAGAUGAUGACGGUGAGAGAAUGGUGGCUUGUGAUGCUUGCAAGGUUUGGCACCACACUAAGUGCCAUUCCAUAGAUGACGAUGAAGCUGUGCCUCAGGUGUUUCUAUGUAAUAGGUGUUUUGGAGAUAGCGUGAGGUCCAAGAAACGCAAUGUCGCCAAUCGCUAG
Eruca vesicaria subsp. sativa (arugula) is the source of this 2121-nucleotide messenger RNA. The record is from the annotation of a GenBank genome assembly. Lineage: Eukaryota; Viridiplantae; Streptophyta; Magnoliopsida; Brassicales; Brassicaceae.